Molecule: messenger RNA, 3130 nt
Organism: Syngnathus typhle (broad-nosed pipefish)
Lineage: Eukaryota; Metazoa; Chordata; Actinopteri; Syngnathiformes; Syngnathidae
Product: REST corepressor 2-like
Exons: 14
Coding region: 468-2099 (543 amino acids)
Biological process (GO): regulation of transcription by RNA polymerase II; negative regulation of DNA-templated transcription
Cellular component (GO): transcription regulator complex; histone deacetylase complex
Molecular function (GO): transcription corepressor activity
Source: RefSeq, a predicted model, not a curated record
CUUUUGUUUGUUGCUGAAGCAGACCGCGACGCCAAUUCCUGCCUUUCCACCUACGUAAACACGUAGGCCAUUCAAGGCGGAUGGGCGAGCGACCAUGGGCCCACUUGUGCACUUUGUCCAAACGGGGAAGCCGGAGCAAGGGAGGGAAAGGGAGGCAUCGGGCGGCGGAUGAGCAUUUCCCAAUUGCGAGUGAGCUGCGCUCCGCGGCGCGGCGCGGCUCGGCUCGGCUCGGCUCGCCGGCUGCUUCCAUUUGUGCUCCACGCCGCCGCCACCGCCACCGCCGCCACCGCCGCCUCUUCACUUCAUUCUACUCAAUCAAUUGGUGGAACUAGAGGCUCGUUUGGGUGGCAAAUUCGUCUUUAUCUUGACACACUGAGGGCGCCACAGCCACAACGGCCAAGGCACAUCGAAGUUUCGAGCUCGGCAGAGGAACGAGGCAGGCAGGCAGGUACAACCCGACUGUUGUGAUGACUCGCAACUCGGAGGUCGGCGGCGGCGGCACCAUGCCCUCGGCGAUGGAGCGCCCCGGGGCCGGCGUGUUGUCCAGGAGCCGAGCCAAGACGGUAACCAACGGCAACAGCCGGCCGCAUUCCGAGGAGGAGAGCAGCGACGAGGAGCACGCUCACGACAGCAUGAUCCGCGUGGGAGGAGACUACCAGGCCCAGAUCCCAGAGUUCAAAGCAGACGGCCCGGCCCGUGACGACGAGAAGGAGCAGAAGAGCAUGCUGGUGUGGCGUCCCGACGCCCGUCUGUCGGACGCAACGUUGGACGAGUACAUCGCCAUGGCCAAAGAGAAGCACGGCUACAACAUGGAACAGGCCCUGGGCAUGCUGCUGUGGCACAAGCACGACGUGGAGCGCUCGCUGGCCGACCUGGCCAACUUCACGCCCUUCCCGGACGAGUGGACGGUGGAGGACAAAGUGCUGUUCGAGCAGGCCUUUGGCUUCCACGGCAAGAGCUUCCACCGCAUCCAGCAGAUGCUCCCCGACAAGCUCAUCUCCAGUCUGGUCAAGUACUACUACGGCUGGAAGAAGACGCGGAGCAGAACCUCCGUCAUGGACCGGCAGGCCAGGAGGCUGGUAAGCAAGAGGGAGAAAGAAGACAGCAACGACGAGCUGGAGGAAGGAGAUCCCGGCAGCGACUGCGACUUUGAGCUGGACGCCAAGAAAGAGGCGGCCGCACAGAAUGCGGGCAGCGGCGGCGGCGCCGCCAUCUCGGACAAGGCGCUUCCCGGCCGCCCGGGGCCCGCCAAGAAGGAGAACGCUGGGGCGCAGUACCGCCACCACCCGCUGCGAGCGCGUCGCCGCCCGCCAAAGGGCAUGCACCUGGAACGGGCCGACAUCACCUCGCUGUCAGCCUCGCGCGACUCGGGCCCGCUGACCGUCAGGCAGCUGGACGCCCGGCUGGUGUCGCUCAAGCGACAGGUCCAAAGUAUCAAACAGAGCAACGGCGCUCUGAAGCUGAGCCUGAGCGGGGGUGUCGACGCGUUCAGGCCCGCUGAGCCCGCCCCAAAGAUGAACGCUCGCUGGACUACGGAGGAGCAGCUGCUGGCGGUGCAAGCCAUCCGCCGUUACGGCAAAAACUUCACCGCCAUCGGCGAGGUGAUCGGAAACAAGACAUCGGCUCAGGUGAGCUCCUUCUUCGUGAGCUACCGCCGCAGGUUCAACCUGGACGAGGUGCUGAGGGAGUGGGCCGCCGAGGAGGCGCUGGCCCGGGACCCGAGAAGGGUCGGCGUGGAGACGGCCGCCGCGCAAGGGGGAGCCGAGGACCAGGUCAAGAUGGAGGAGUCUCCUCCGGAGGCGGCCGAGGGCUCCUCGCCGCCCUGCUCGGGCCAAACCCCCUCGUCCCUGUCCCAGCCUCCCCCGCUGCUGCGCCCGGCGCCGCCCUCGGCGCCGCCCAGCCUCCUGCGCCAACCCCCGCCGCUGCAGACCCGCCCGCUGCAGAACCGGGCCCCUCACAACCACCCGCCGCCACCCCUCAUUCGGCCAGCUGGCGCCACAGGCUCCUCCGGAAGCUCCUCGCCCUCCGCCGCCGCCGCCAUGCAGAUCCUGCCGCCGUCGCUGCUGGGGAUCAAGGUGGAGCGGGCCAACUCGCACUAACAGAAGAAAUGCGGCAAAUUGAACGCUCGGGCGGAAAAUCAUCCAAAUUGGAAACUUUCCAUGGGCGGGGAUGUCAAUGGGAGAGCUUUCAUAUUCAAGCACGUCGCUUUUCUUUUCACACACCGCAAGUGAAUGCCUUCUCAUGACGUAGUUGUGUUCUUGUGCGUUUAGAUUUCCCUUCUCAGUGAAUAUUUUGUUGAUUCAGUGUUCUGGGGAGAGCUACAAAAAUCAAAGUUCCUUGUUGCGAGCCAACCUUGGCUGCUUCGUUAUACCCAUGAAUGGAAAGUUUGCCACUUUGGAAAUGGGCAGCACGAGCGCGCCUCCCAGUCUUUGUUUGAUAGCUGCAGUGUCACGCCUACCUCUAGAGAGCGCGCGCACGCACACACACGCACACGCACACACACGCAUACACACACACAAACGUCGAGCAGCUCUAAACGCUCGCUCCGCAGUUGACACAGCUUUUUGUGUUCCAACUGGAAUCGUCAAUGAGAAGAAAGCGGGUAGCCCUUUCAAAGAGCUCAGGCAAAUGUUGAGCGAGCCGCUUCUCGCAGCCAUGCUAAGACGUGGAGGGAAGGUUUGCAUUUGUUUUAACUAGACUUAAGAUGAGCUCUUAGCUAGACAAGACUUUAGGUCGUUUCUUAUUGUUGACUAAGCACUAGGUGGAGUCGGGUCGUCUUCCCUCGCCCCCUACAACUUAUCCGGCUAAAGUCAGUUCUCGCUUUAAAAGCACAAAUGAGGAGAAAGAACAAGACUGACUUUCUCUUGACAGCUGCUAACAUGGUUUGAUACAGGAACCUUGUUCAAACUAUUGCGAUUCACCUGUUGUCUUUUGAUUGGGAGCAUGUUUGAGUGACUUCAUUGACGCUAUUUGUGUUCGGCUCUGGAGCUGGCUUGCAUUGGCAUUCCUUUUGCAAGUUUACACAGUCAUGCAAAAAAAAAAAAAAACUGGCUUGUGCAUACUGUAUGUUUCCAUUUGUUUUUGUUUUUCUAGAAUAAAGGAACGACUACUGUUGAGUUUCCUGCAGGAA